GGCUGUUCUUCCAAAUGUGAUUGUCACUUGGAGGUUUCAUUUUCCACACCCGUAGCCAUCCUCACCGGUUGCCACAGGCACCAUUAUUUACGGCAUAUCAGCCGGUGGCUUGUUAGUUGGAUUAUUUAGUGAAUAAAGAUUUAUUUCCAUGUGAGAUUUUCUGGGUAUUUUAGUGAAAUGAUUCACAAAAGCUUACAUUGCAAAAAUAUUUAAGGAUCUAUAUAGGAACAUUGGUUUCUGCUCUGAUUUUUCUGUGAGGGGGCUGUGUUUUGCUUUUUAGUGAUAUAGUUGAGAAGCUUGCGGGGGAUUUUUGGGUAGUGUCCAGUGCCAAAGUAAUGUUGCUGGAUUUGGGGGCUAUUGCUAUAUCCUUUGGCUCGGGAGGGCGAGGGUUACUUAUUUCCCUCAACCUCAGGCAACAAAAUGACUGGGGCUGGCUCAGCCUGUCUGCCUCCUCCCAGAAAAGCUGGCCCUUGCAAAGCAGACGGUUUAAAAUCCACAACACCACUGUGGCAUGGAUUGGUUCCCUCAAUGGGAAGACAGAUGGUCUUUUGGAGUGCCCCCCAAUGGGUGGGACUACAGUUCCCAGCAUUCCUCACCCUGCUCACUGGGGCUGAUGGGAACUAGGAUCCAUUUGAAAGUCAAACCUUGCACUCCAGGCAGGCUAAGAAAGCUCUUUCAACCCAGAGGCCCCAUUCGGUAGCAUGGGAGUUGUCUGGAGAUACAGCAGCCUGCAGUGUCAGGGGGAUGUGAGAGGUUCCUAAAACCCUGGAUUGGCAAGAGAAGAAAGAGGAGGGUGAUUACUUUGGAAGAUUUGUCCACCAUCCAGCGUCAAUGUUUUUUAAUGUGUGCGCACGAGAGGGGAAGCCCUGAGCCCUGCCAUGGUUCGCCAUUGUUUGCCUGGACCCUUUGGCCCUACAAGGAGGGCUUUGUCCUUCCGGCACCAUGGGGGAAAACAAACUAGAAGCCAAACCAGGAUGGGUGUGGGCGUGAUUUUGUUCCAGCCACUCCAGAGCAGCUCCGCCAAUGAACCAGGAAGGAAGGGAUGCCAGCAGGAUGGGCACCCCGUGGCACCUCCAGCGUGGUCUCCACCAAGCCUACCACCCCAUCUGAAGGCAUCCUAAGUCCGGUUUGUAGCCAAGACAAUUGGCCAAUUAUGCUACCGGGCCGGGCUUCAGCAUUGACGUGAGCCACCGCUGGCGGCUGAAAGGGGGUCCAUUGUUCCCGCAUCGGAUGGUGGGGGGAGGCAUGGAGGCAAGGGGUGAUGGGGGAGCCAGACAGCUGCCGUGGUCUGGGUCCCUCUCCUUUGCACUUUCAAAGCGAGCACGGCGAUGCAGCCAUGCCAGCGGUGCCCACGCCGGAGACACUCCUGCAUCGGUCCCGUGGCAGGUCGGCUAAGCUUUGAGCUUGAGAAUGGCUUUCCUCCUGGCCACGGCCCCCUGGACUUGCCGGGCAACCCAGGCCUGGUGCUUCAAGGGGCUGCUCCGCAUGGCCAGCGCCGGGAGUCUUUCCUGUACCGCUCGGACAGCGACUACGACUUCUCCUCGCCCAAGGGCAUAUCCCGCAACUCUUCGGUGGGCAGCGACAUGCACGGAGAAGACUUGAUCGUCACCCCCUUUGCACAGGUCCUGGCCAGCCUGAGGACAGUUCGUAGCAACUUCGCCCUCUUGACUCACCUGCAGCAAGAGAGGAGUGGCAGCAAGAGACCUGCUGCUGCUGCCACCUGCUUCCCAAUGCCCAAGGUUGCUCUGUCGGACGAAGCCUACCAAAAGCUGGCAGUGGAGACGCUGGAGGAGUUGGACUGGUGUCUGGACCAGCUGGAGACCUUGCAGACCCGUCACUCGGUCAGCGAGAUGGCCUCCAAUAAGUUCAAAAGGAUGCUCAAUCGAGAACUGACCCACCUCUCGGAAACCAGCCGUUCUGGAAACCAAGUCUCCGAGUACAUUUCCAGCACUUUUUUGGACAAACAGCAUGAGGUGGAAAUCCCAACUUCGGUCGCCACAGAGAAAGAGAAGGAGAAAAAGAAGCGCCCGAUGUCCCAGAUCAGCGGCCUGAAGAAGCUCACACACGGAUCCAGCUUCAGCUGUGCCACCAUCCCUCGCUUUGGGGUCAAGACGGACCAAGAGGCCCUGCUGGCCAAGGAACUUGAAGACGUGAACUGCUGGGGACUCAACGUCUUCAAGAUCGCCGAGUACUCCGGCCACCGCCCGCUGACGGUCAUCCUGCACAGCAUCUUCCAGGAGAGAGAUCUGCUCAAGACUUUCCACAUCCCGGUGGACGUUUUCAUCACCUUCAUGAUGACCCUGGAGGACCACUACCAUGCUGAUGUGGCUUACCACAACAACAUCCAUGCAGCCGAUGUGGCGCAGUCCGCCCACGUCCUACUCUCAAUGCCAGCUCUGGAGGCUGUGUUCACAGACCUGGAGAUCUUGGCAGCCAUCUUCGCGGCGGCCAUUCACGACGUUGACCACCCUGGGGUCUCCAACCAGUUCCUGAUCAACACAAACUCGGAGCUGGCACUCAUGUACAAUGAUGCCUCUGUGCUGGAGAACCACCACUUAGCCGUUGGAUUCAAGCUCCUGCAAGAGGAAAACUGCAACAUCUUCAGGAACCUCUCCAAGAAGCAACGGCAAAUGCUUCGCAAGAUGGUGAUCGACAUGGUCCUGGCAACGGACAUGUCCAAACACAUGAAUCUCCUGGCCGACCUGAAGACGAUGGUGGAGACCAAGAAGGUGACGAGCUUGGGGGUGCUCCUCCUGGACAACUACUCAGAUCGAAUCCAGGUCCUACAGAACAUUGUGCACUGCGCCGACCUGAGCAACCCGACCAAGCCACUGGAGCUCUACCGCCAGUGGACGGACCGCAUCAUGGUGGAGUUCUUCCAUCAGGGGGACUGUGAGCGUGAGAAAGGCAUGGAGAUCAGCCCCAUGUGUGACAAACACCGCGCCUCCGUAGAGAAGUCCCAGGUGGGAUUCAUUGACUACAUCGCCCAUCCCUUGUGGGAAACCUGGGCCGAUCUGGUUCAUCCCGAUGCUCAAGAAAUCCUGGACACGCUGGAAGACAACCGGGAAUGGUACCAGAGCAUGAUGCCACGCAGCCCCUCGCCACCCCCGGACGAGCCGGGAUCCGAGAAGGGUGGAGGCGGCAGCUCGGACAAGUUCAGCUUUGAGCUCACCCUGCAGGAAGAAGACGGAGAGGCGUCGGACCUGGAUCAGGGGGAGACGGAGAGCCCCCUGGAAGAAGAAGAAGAAGAAGAAGGCAGCGACUCCAGAGCCCUGGGUGCCACAGAGGACUCUGAAUCCACCAACGAAAGCUGGCCGUCCCCCACGGACCAAGCGGGCAGCCCCCACCGGCACGCCCUGGUCAAGCAGAAGGAGGCCUUGGGCAGCUUUGAGAGCCGGCAGACCCUCUUGGGAAGCGGCAGCUGGUCCACAGGGGACCCCAGCACCCAACUGGGUCUCGACCAAGAAGGAAACGUCACAUUUUUGACCCUGGGGACAUAAAGGUGGCGGUGGCCGUGGUGGUGGUGGUGGCAGCAGCAAAGUCCCCUGUGGUGGCUGCGUUCUGUGGGGGCUGGAGGGAAGGAGAGGCCUAUGAGGCCACCCCAGACAUCUUAGGGGGCAGCUCCCCAUUGCAAGGGGGAGUCGUUGCUUUCUCUCAAAGACCUCUGUGUCGGAACACCAGACGCUGCCUCCCCCCGCCUCGCCUCUUCCUUGCUGACUUCCAGCGUCUCUCCUCAUGAGAUCUGGGCUGUAUCCAGACCUGGCCCCACCUGCGUCCUCCCCCUCUGAGCACUGGGUCUUGGGCUGGGACCGAGCCCGGCCCAUCCAUUCAGGCUUCCCUACGGUCUCCAGGCUUCUAUUCAUUCCUAGGUGGUUGUGCUGUGCCAUCAGGCCACCUCCGACUUAGGGCGACCCUGUGAAUGGAGUGGUCUCCAAAAUGCCCCGCUCGCUCUUGCAAACUCAAAGGUCGUGGUUUCCUUGAGGGAAUCUUUCCUUCUCCUAUUGGGUCAUUCUCUUUCCCUGCUGCAUUCCUCCUUUCCCAGCAGGAGGGUCUUUUCCAGAGAAUCCUGUCUUUCCACGAUGCGCCCAAAAUAGAACUGCCUCGGCUUCAACACUUUUCACCUCCGGAGCGGAUAGUUGGGGUGGGGUUUGAGCCAGGGCCGAUGGCUUGUAAAGGUGGAGGUUCAGUUUGGAGGAGAGGUGAGGGAGACCACGGAGGUACUCGAUGCUGCUGGUGGGCGAGAAGAGAAAAGACUGGGUGAGAUGGACCAGCUGUCCAGAAAUAUGGAAUGUAAGCGUUGGAAACUCAGAAUGUGUUCCGAGGUUUCAGGCACCUGAAGAGAAGAGAAGACUGGCCGUCCUCACUCCUUGGGAGGCCUCGGGGGGGGGGGCGGAAAAGGUCUACAUGUCCCGUGUUUGUAUUGGCCAAGUUGCUGCCUUUAACUUAUUGGGGCGGGAGGGAUUAUCCUUGUAAAAUGUAGCACAAUGUGUUUAAUAAUAUAAUUACAACAGUAAGCAUUUAGAGACUGGUAUAACUGAACAGCACUAGAAGUGCUGUAUUAUGUAAAUACAGUACUGUAUACGUAUGUAUUUCCUUUCCUACCACAUUGCACUUGGGGGUUUCAUACGAACUGCUGUUUUUAUUUUGGAGUUGCCACUUUUUGUGGAAGGAGCCACUGUCGUCUUUGAAUCAGGGUUGUUUCUUCCCUGGUAUCCGAAUUUUCCUGGCACCUUUAUGCACUUCCCAUCAGCACUUUCUCUGUUCUUUAUUAUAAUAUAAUGUAAUGCCACUCGAUGUUACAAUUCUGUUUUGUUUGUUUUUCAAAGUACGGUAUAAAGCGUGACUCCUUGAGUCUGAAACCUGG
Molecule: messenger RNA, 4864 nt
Organism: Pogona vitticeps (central bearded dragon)
Lineage: Eukaryota; Metazoa; Chordata; Lepidosauria; Squamata; Agamidae
Source: RefSeq, a predicted model, not a curated record